ACCAGGAACAUAUCUCGGUUGUUUUCAUUUUAGUUAUAACAUUCUCUUUUAUGUUUCUUUCUGCAAGGAAACGAUCCAUCCAAUAAGUAGUAAGUACCGCUGACCAGAUACCAAAGGGUUCAUUUUCUUGCAAGAGUUGUGCUAAUCUACAAAGGGCGUUGUUAUAUUAUAUUAUAUAUAUAUAUAUUUAAUACUUCUUAACAAGCGUCAAUAUGAAGUUCGGGAAGGAAUUUUCGAGCCAAAUGGUGCCGGAAUGGCAAGAAGCAUACAUGAACUAUAAUUUUCUGAAAACCCUUUUGAAAGAUAUCCAAAAUAUGAAGCACAAAAAUAGGCCACCGGCAGCCAUACCGACGGGGCUAAAUCGGAGACCGACCCUUUACAGAGCUUUUAGUGGUCUCAUCAACAGACAGUUCAGCACGCGCCGGCACUCGCCAUCUUCUGCCACCGGCCCUGGCGACGACAUCGAAAGCCAAGCCAUUCUCAUCAACUCCACCAGAGAAGAUGGCUCCCAUGGUUACCAUACUACCUUUCUCAUGGCAGCUGAGGAAGGAGGAGAGUACGAGCUGGUAUACUUCCGGAGGCUGGACGAGGAGUUCAACAAAGUGGACAAGUUCUUCAAGUCCAAAGUGGAAGAGGUGAUGAAAGAAGCUUCUAUGCUCAACAAGCAAAUGGAUGCUUUGAUCGCUUUUCGAAUUAAAGUUGAGAAUCCCACAGGCUGGUUCGACAGAUCUGUGGAGAUGACUCGUCUGGCUUCUGAUAUUGCAGCUUCAACUGCUGCUUUGGCGGCCUCCACUCCUAGAAAUAUUCGAGCUAGCAGAAGAGUUAAUUUCAUGGACGCAAUCGAAGAGGGAGGAUCAAACAACCCUGAGGAGCAAUCUGAUGAAUUGAGUGGCGAUGAUGAUAAUAAAGACGAGAAAGAGAAGAAGAAUGUAAACAUUGUGAACAAAAGAGUGGAAGCUCAGACACCAAGUAAUGUCAGGAGAACUAGACCAGCUCCAUUGGAAAUUCUAGAUCGUGUGACAAUGAAUCAAACACAGGAGACUCCUCGUUCCACCAUUAAAGGCGUUCUCAAGGUUCCUAAGCAGACAGAGCUGACUUUCAACAGGCAAAAUCUUAGAAAAGUUGAAGAGCAACUUAAGAAAGCUUUCGUUGAGUUUUACCAGAAGCUGAGGCUUCUAAAGAGCUAUAGUUUCUUGAAUACCUUGGCAUUCUCAAAGAUCAUGAAGAAGUAUGAUAAGAUUACUUCAAGAGAUGCAUCAAAAGCUUACAUGAAAAUGGUGGACAAGUCCUACCUUGGCAGCUCUGAUGAGGUUACUAAGCUUAUGGAGAGGGUUGAAGCUACAUAUAUCAAGCAUUUCUCCAAUGCAAACCGCAGUAAAGGCAUGUCCAUCUUAAGGCCAAAAGCAAAAAGAGAAACGCAUAGAAUAACAUUUUCGACUGGUUUCUUUUCUGGCUGCACUGUUGCUCUCAUAUUAGCCCUUAUUUGGAUCGUUCGUUCUCGCAAAAUCAUGGAUCGGAAUCACGAGCAAGGGAGACUUCAGUACAUGGAAAUCAUGUUUCCCUUAUACAUAUUUUUUGCGUUUAUUGUGUUCCACAUGGUUAUGUAUGCUGCGAAUGUGUUCUUUUGGAGGAAAUACAGAGUCAACUACUCCUUCAUCUUUGGGUUCAAACAAGGAACAGAAUUGGGCUACAGAGAAGUUCUGCUUCCCGCCUUCAUUUUGUCUGCUUUAGCACUCGGCUGUGUUCUUUCGAAUCUUGACAUGGAAACUGACCCAAAAACACGAGAUUACAAAGCUUUAACUGAGCUUCUCCCACUCCUGUUGCUUGUGUCUGUUACUGUGAUUAUGAUAUGCCCUUUGAACAUCGUCUAUCGCUCAAGUCGAUACUUUUUCCUCACCUGCUUGUUUCACGGCCUCGCUGCUCCUCUCUAUAAAGUAACACUCCCAGAUUUCUUCUUGGCUGAUCAGUUAACGAGCCAGGUUCAAGCUUUGAGAAGUAUCCUAUUCUACAUUUGCUACUACGGUUGGGGUGACUACAAACUUAGACAAACCACUUGCAAAGCUAACCCUGUAUACGAAGUUUUUUUUUAUCUUGUUGCUGCUGUCCCAUACAUGUCUCGUCUCCUUCAGUGCCUUCGUCGUUUGUACGAAGAGAAGGACCCAAUGCAAGGUUACAAUGGUAUUAAGUACUUCUUGACAAUCGUGGCAGUAAGUGUCAGAACAGCUCUUAGUCUCAACCAAAAUUCGCUGAGUUGGAAAGUUGCGGCCUGGGUGUUCUCAAUCUUGGCGGCCAUUGUUUCAACUUAUUGGGACUUGGUGAUCGACUGGGGCCUUCUUCAGCGUUACUCUAAGAAUCGAUGGUUGAGGGACAAGCUUUUAGUCCCUCACAACAGUGUAUAUUUUGUUGCAAUUGGCAUGAACGUGUUGCUGAGAUUUGCUUGGCUGCAAACUGUGCUGAAUUUCCAGGUCUCUUUUUUGCAUAGACAAACCUUAAUAGCCAUUGUUUCUUUGCUGGAGAUCCUUCGUCGUGGCAUUUGGAAUUUCUUCAGAUUGGAGAAUGAGCAUUUGAACAACGUGGGCAAAUACCGGGCAUUCAAAUCAGUGCCAUUACCAUUCAACUAUGAUGAAGAUGAGGACAGAGAUGAGUAGAGAAUUUCUAUAAAUGGGAGCUUAAGAUUAUGACUUCACUUUCAUUUUACUUUAAUUUUUUUUUUUUCAUUUUCUUCCUUUUUCUUUUUGGACAGCGGCAACUCCUAUUACUAUUCUUUCAUUUUAUUAUUCCACUUGUAAAUGUAAAUCUUUAAGCAUUCUUAAUAAAAGAGUAUUUACAAGCCCUGAAGCAUCA
Messenger RNA from Humulus lupulus (European hop), 2844 nucleotides. Its product is annotated as phosphate transporter PHO1 homolog 3-like. Gene Ontology annotation, molecular function: inositol hexakisphosphate binding. Gene Ontology annotation, cellular component: trans-Golgi network; cytoplasm; Golgi apparatus. Gene Ontology annotation, biological process: phosphate ion transport; cellular response to phosphate starvation. Lineage: Eukaryota; Viridiplantae; Streptophyta; Magnoliopsida; Rosales; Cannabaceae. The transcript has 12 exons. Bases 213 to 2648 code for a protein of 811 amino acids. The record is from RefSeq and is a predicted model, not a curated record.